ACGGUGGAUGUAGGGUAGAGGGUAGCUAGUUCCCGUCACGGCUGACACAAAACUGAUUUUUGAUAGCUUUGUAGCUAUGUAGCGCUUGCUUUUUCUCCGUCUUUUCUCUUCAAAUAUAUUGGUAGCAUUUGACUUUUUGCAUAAGCUCAAGAGGAAGACAUAGAAAACCAUACGCUUUUCUCGCUAUACGGGAAGAGCACUAACUCGUACAAAAAUCGGCUGAAACGGAGAGAUCGAUCAAUAUCGAAGAAUUCGAGUACCAAUUCUCGAAAUGUCUUGCUAUUGCGCAAACUACUAUGGCUCCCUCAAUUGCCAGAAUAUGGUUCUAAAAUUUGGUGAUCAGUGCAGUUCAUGUCUUGCUCAAUCUCCAAGUCAUGAUGAAAAGCUUGAAUGGGGUGAUGCACUUCUAGGUCAGCAGUGGUUGGAGAAUUCGAGUAAGGAACAGAUGAGAAGAGAUGAGGAUAAGCCUAGGAGAGGAAGAGUUGGGAGGGCUGUAAAAUGAAGGUGCUAGAUAAGACAAAGGGUGUGAAAGAGGGAAAAAAGUUGUAAUGGUACGAUUGUGUUGGAUCUGUGGAUUAUCGGGUAUAGUUGUGGUCAUCAAAGGGUACUAGGUAUAUAGAAGCUAUAUGGGUGGACGGGUGGAUGGGUGGAUGGCAAAACUAGGUGUUGUCUUUGGGUGAGAAGUGCUCUUGGGGCUGGACUCAAUUUCGCAGAAGGGAUAACAUUAAUGAUCUUUGCUUUCUUGGAGGUCAAUGGAUCAUCUACAGGUUCCAUUUCACAUAUUCCAAAAACUUAGGUGGGCAAAAGAUUCAGUAAUUAAGAAAGAAAACAAACAAAAACCAGCGAAUGAAUU
Botrytis deweyae is the source of this 853-nucleotide messenger RNA. RefSeq lists its product as uncharacterized. NCBI's taxonomy places the organism in Eukaryota, Fungi, Ascomycota, Leotiomycetes, Helotiales, Sclerotiniaceae. The transcript has 4 exons. Bases 272 to 502 code for a protein of 76 amino acids. The record is from RefSeq and is a predicted model, not a curated record.